AUGCGGGAGUCAUGCAAUCCACGGCACAAACUUGGAGGAUUUGAUCCGCUUGAGACGGAUGGAAAAUUGAUUUUGCCCUUCUUGAGCUCGCCUGCGGUACUCCAUUUGUGCCGCAGUACGCUUCACUACGUCUUGCGUACGCUUGGUACAUGGCUUGUUACCUUUGUGUUUCACGUGCCGUUGCAAGGUGUGCGCCUCAGCACCUUUUUCGCACGACUGGCUCUAUACAUUAUAUUCUUGUGGCCGGCCAUGUUGUGCGGACUUAUUUACUGGGCUUUUGCAGGCAAAGACAUUUUCAGUGUCAGCUACAAGGACAAAGGCAGCUUUCGUCACACUGUCGACAUCUACUUGCCAAGCUCUACGGCAAAAGCUCGCCUUGGAGAGACUGCUAAAACUCCGGUUCUUAUCUUGGUGGCUGGUGGUGCUUUCAUCCUUGGCCACAAGGGCUAUGUUACUAUGCUAUGCCGAGCUUUGCGAAGGGCAGGAAUACUUUGUAUUGCAGUUGACUACCGGUAUUGGCCGCAGACAAACAUUGAUGGUAUGGUGGAUGAUGUUGAGCAUGCAAUUAGCUGGUCCUUCAAGAACUGCUCACAGUAUGGUGGUGAUCCCAAGCGCAUUGCGCUGCUGGGACUUUCGUCUGGAGCACAUGUGGCUGGAUUGCUGUUGACACGUCGGGCAGCUGUUCGUCCAGGAUCCAAGACAUCCUGGUCAACUUCAGACUUGGUGGGUUUCAUUGGCUUGGGCGGCAUUUAUGAGUUGCACAGUCGCUUCAUGGCACAUUUGCACAAUAAAGGAAUUGACUUCUUUUUGCAGCGCCUCGUGCUUGGAGACACACAAUCCCUGAGAGAGUCCCGCUCUCCAAGCAUCCUGCUUCGCAGAGAUGGUUCCAGGCUUGGAAAGCAUUUGCCACCGGUUCUACUCGUUCAUGGCACUGGUGACAAGAUCGUCCCCACAGAACAAUCAGAGGUCUUUUGCAACGAGCUCACCAAAUCAGGUGUACGUGCAAGGCUUCUUUUUCACAAAGGGCAGGGUCACAACGAUCCGGUGAUACACAGCCCGCUAAUGAGCAACCACGAAACUGUUCAAGCCAUCAUUCUCUCAAUCCAUGAGUGGACUUCGAAGUCUUCAGGGAACAAAGUGUCGGAGGCACUCUUGAAGUCUUCUGUGCCAGAUACCUGCAAAGCUUGCCUUGCAGAUUUGCCGACAUGGCCUAGAACUCCAGAGGCUGUAAUCCACAUUGCUCGGUUGCUGACGCCAUUCUAG
Messenger RNA from Durusdinium trenchii, 1263 nucleotides. The record is from the annotation of a GenBank genome assembly. Lineage: Eukaryota; Dinophyceae; Suessiales; Symbiodiniaceae.